CAAACGCGUGUGCUCGUCCACGCUGCGGACUUGUGACAGCACAAAACCCGGAGGAACAGAGAGAUGGACACUGUAGUAUUCUGGUGAAAAAUAAACGAAGGAGACAGUUGGAGCUGUGGGUGAAGUUGAUCAGGAGUGAGAGGAUUUGUCAUUCCGGUGCCUUUUGGGAUUUGACAAAUCGCAGAGUUGCAUGUGCGAGUGUAUGCCCAGCAAUGGAACCCUGGCCGAUACUGGCCUGGUUCUUAAUGCUGACUUCCAUCGCUGACUGGCUAAAGACUGUGCGGUCAAGAGACUUUACAAAAAAGGACAUUAUUUUCCUUCAUCCCUCUACUACUCCAUAUCCAGGAGGAUUCAAGUGUUUUACAUGUGAGGAAGCGGCUGACAAUUUCGAAUGUAAUCGCUGGGCUCCAGAUGUGUACUGCCCACAAGAGACUAAAUACUGUUAUACACGUCAUACGCUGGACUGGGGUGGAAACACGGUGUCCGUGACGAAGCGCUGUGUCGCACUGGAGGACUGUCUCGCUACCGGCUGCACUGACAUGGACCAUGAAGGAAUCAGGGUGUGCAUUUCCUGUUGUGAGGGAAACAUCUGUAACAUGCCUCUCCCUCGGAAUGAAACGGACGCCAUCUUUGCCACCACGUCACCCCUGAAUGGCAGCAAUCGCACUGCUCUGGGUCAUACACUACUCCUGUGCUUCGUCUUCAUCCUCCUCCUCAGCCACGGCUGACUCUUUACUGUGCAGUGCGUCGUAAUGGAUGAUCGACUAACCUGGUCCUUUGCUUCAGAUAUUACAGUAAUACAAUUGUGAAAUUGCUUUAAAGUAACACACGGCCCUUCCCGUGGAUGUCGGGGUGGCAACAUGGAUAAGUAGCGGAGGUAAUGGCCAGCCUCAAAUCACCUUAUUGAUUAGGGUUUACAAACACUAGCCAUUUUAAACACCCUUGAAUUCAUGGUAUUUUAGACCGUUACACUUCUAGUAACAAAUUUCAGUGGGACCUUUUGAGCUGAAAAGAACACGAGAGUUACGAAACGGAGGAAUAAACAAUGGUUUGUGCAUUAACAAGAACGAUAACUGGGGGCUGUGGCUGGAUCAGUUUUUAGUUCAACCUCCUGCAAAUGAAGUGUCAUUUUUUUUUUCCUUUUUUUUUUUUUUUAAUCAACUGUACUACUGUUUUGUUUGCUACCUUUCCUGCGAAAGCAUUCUAUAUAUAAGAAGACAUUCUUGUCUAAAAGUAGACUUUUUGUAAGUACAUUCCUUAAUCUAAAGAUAAAGCUCAGGCUUCAUGAGCAUCAUGUAUUACCCUGUCUAAAUGUAGGCCUCUGCCUUUUGCCACACUGAGGAUAUGGAGGAAAAUCCGAGAUCAUGUUUAUGGUUAAACGGAAACAAAACUGUACAGUUUGUGUCGUGAAAUAUAAUUUAGAUGUAUAUUUAUUUCUUGUACCAUACAUUUAUGGUAGGACUCUGACACUAAAGCGCAUUACAUGUACAGUAGGUCACCGCAUGAACUGAGGAGUAUAAAAAAAAUUUUCAAUCCACAGUUUCUUUUUUACAGUGAUGAAUGUUUUUUUUUUUUUCAUGAGCAAAGAACAAGAAAAAAAAAGCCUUAAUGUGCUGCAGUUAUUUAUCAUUUUUCAUUUUGCUCUCACGUGAUGUUGUAGAACAAUUCAUCAUCAACUAUUAUAAAGCACUUGUGUACAGAUGUGUGUGUAAGAUACGCAUGCUGAGUCUUGUAGCGUUUGUGUUACAUUUCGAAUCUGUUUUUAAGCCACUGGUGGCUCGUGUGGUGUGUGUAUAUAUGGUAUAUGUGGCCCUUUCCCCUUUGUGUCUGUUUAUUUUACGGUCCCCUUCGAAAGUAUUGGAACAGCAAGGCGAGGGUUCUGUUUGUUUUUUGCUAAACACUGAAUAUAUUUGGGUUUGAGAUCAAAAGAUGCAUAUGAGGUGACAGAUCAGUAUUUCAGCUUUCAUUUCCUGAUAUUUACAUCUAGACAUGUUGAACAACUUGGAGCAUGGCACCUUUUUGUGGCAGACCACCCAAUUUUUAGGCGAGCAAAAGUAAUGUAACAGAUAGACUUAAAGUAAAUAACACAUUGUGUUUGUAGACUUCUUAUGUAUUUGUUCUGCUGCUACAAUCAUGAGUUACAUCAUUAAUAAAGAUUAGUGAGCCUGUUCCAGAAGCAGCCAUCCAAACCCAAGCCAUAACACUACCUCCACCAUGCUUGACCGAUGAGCUUCUAUGUUUUGGAUCAUGAGCAGAUCCUUUCUUUCUCCACACUUUGGCCUUUCCAUCACUUCAGUAGAGGUUAAUCUUGGUUCCAGAACUUUUGUGGCUCAUCUCUGUAUUUCUUUGCGAAUUCCAAUCUGGCUUUCUGAUUCUUACUGCUGAUGAGUGGUUUGCAUCUUGUGGUAUGGCCUCUAUAUUUCUGCACUUGAAGUCUUCUUCGAAUGGUGGAUUAUGAUGCCUUCCCCACUGCUCUGUGGAGGUUGUUGGUGAUGUCACUAGCUGUUGUUUUUGGCUUUUUCUUCACAGCUGUCACAAUGUUUGUCAUCAACUGCUGUUGUUUUCCUUGGCCGACCCAUUUUAUGUCUGGUUGCUCAGUACACCAGUGUUUCCUUUCAUUUUCAGGACAUUCCAAAUUGUAGUAUUGGAUAUGCUUGUGCAAUGGCUCUGUUAGAUUUUCCCUCUUUCCUCAGCUUCAAAAUGGCUCGCGUUUCUCCCAUAGACAGCUCCUUCGUCUUCAUGUUAGUUUAUCCUUAUUAACAACAAAUGCAGUCUUCACAGGCGAAAACUAGGGCUCAAACCAAGAGUAGAUAUUCAGAGCUAUUAAUUAUUUAAACAAUCAAUUUAACAGGCCACACCUGGGCAGCAAGAAACACCUAUCAGUCACAGGUUCCAAUAUUUUAGAUCACCUGAAAAAGUGGGAAGGUUCAAACAACAGGUGCCUUGUUCUAAGUUGAUUAACACAUCUAGCUGUAAGUAUGAGGAAAUGAAAGCUGAAAUUCUGAUCUAUCAUCUCGUUCAUGUUUUGAUCUCGAACCCAAUUGUCUUCAAUGUAUAGCAAAACAAUAGAAUUGGCCUUGCUGUUCUGAUACUUUCGGAAGGGACUGUAUCUGUGAUAGACAUUCUGCUGAAGGCUAUUAAUGUUACUGUGACAUGUUACCAGUUCGUCGCUUUAUCUGUGAAGUGUCAUGAAAAAAAAAAAAAAUGCAGUGUUUGCAACUACAGUGUUAUUGUUCGUUUUGGAUUUGAUUUGUUUAGGCAAACUGCCCAGGACUGGAAAGAAGUUGUUUCCUGUCAGAAUAUAAAUGCCAAGCAUGGAACGUUUAGUUCCAUAAACUGCAAUGCUUUUUGACUCUGUAAAACAAAGGGCAUGCUACUUACCCGUAGGUAACAGAAGGGCUAACACAAUCUCUCGUGUCUUCAGUGUCGCUCAGGUAAUCGCGUACCAUAGAAGAAGACAGUGCCAGUUACACAUUGUGCAUAAAACUGAGUGUGCCUAACAGAAAAACCCUGCUGGACCAAAAUAUUGUGUAUGAAUCACGUUCUAUGUGCUAAGUUGUACGCCAUGUUUGAUCUUUUUUUUUUUUUUUUUUUUAAAGAAGUUUGUAUUUUUUUUGUAAAUGAGUGUACAUACUUUUGAAUAUAUUAAAGGACACUAAAGGUAAAAAAUUUCCCAUCCUGUUAAAGCGUAAAGUCUCUUUGAAACCCUAUAAGUUGCCGUUACUUCAUUGAUGAAGAUCCAUAUUUUAAAGAAAAAAACAAGAAUGACUAAGAAUUAUCUUUGAAACAGAACCACUGGAAAAGCUAUUUGAUGAUCACGCAGGUCUCGUUGUCGUCCGUUGUAAUGAAAUAUUCCGCUGCUUUCUGUUCAGCCUUUCCACAUACUAAUAAUUUAUUCCAUCUACACAUUGUGGAGUGAAUAUAUUUGUCCUUUCAAGUUCUAAAGAGCUCUCCACUCUUGAGUUCAUAAAUAUAACCUCAACCAGUGAACCAGUUAACUGUGAUUCGUCAGUUCCCGGUGGUCAGAUUAUGUUGGAUAUUUUGACCUGCACUGAGAUAGAGAAAAGCCCACAGUGUGUUAGUUUAGCAGUCUGUGUCUGCGUUAUCUCUUAGUCCUUUUGGCGUGAAAGAAAACAGAGUUGCCCCAACCUCUCUUCCUGCUCUGACUUUGCAGAACAACAAUUGAGAUGAAGCCUGAGAGCAAAGGUGGUGUGCUGAAAUCAAUCAAGCUGAAAUAUUAAUGAUACCACUGCACAGUUGAAUGCUCAAAUCUCAUUGAAGAUCAGAAGAUUUAAAUUGCUAUGGUGAGAUUUUACAUACGCAUGGUGGUUAAUUUCUUCUUGUACCAGUAAUGCAAUUUUAAUUAUGUUUGGGACAAAAGGAAAAACACCCCACCUGUGAACUUUCGGUUCCUUUCAGAAGCCUAGUCAAAAUGUAGACUUAUGUUUGGACAGGUUUAAGUCUUGUUUCACGGCCCAGAAGAUUUACAGAUAUUUUUAAUUGCUUAGAUAUGUCCAACAGGAUAGAAAGGAGGAACAUGACCCGUGUUGUGCUUAAAAUCUGGGGUCAAAGGUGAAAACCUGAUGCCAAUUGUGUUACAGGUGGUCUUUGAGUUGAAAAUGAAGUCCACUUUGUUCAAUCAUGGGCUGUCGUGUUACAGUCUAACUGAGACUCGGAUCCUGGAUGUUCAACAGGUCCCUAUAUCCCCAUUUUUUUUUUUUUUUUAAUUGGAUGGUUUGUUCCUCAAAAAAAUGGCUGAUGGUUUGGAAGAAAAAUGUACAAAAUAACGCGAGUUAAUUUUUUGACGGGUUUAUACGAGUUAUCUUGUGCACAUUAUGACCAUAUUUGCAAUUAAGUGUAACCCUGAUGUGUUACAAUAAACCUGUUCAUCUUUCACUGCAAAACCAAUGAUGGUGCCUGAUCUACAUCUACAUCCAGCAACACUAAUCCUGUUUCUUAAGUCGACGUCCCCUGCCAGUCAAAGUCAAAUUUCCUCGCCUUCCAGAUGAGCAGUAACAUGAUUUUAAUGAUCUUGACCUGUUGCAUGGCUGGACUUAAUGUACCUCAUCUGGAGUCCAAAGAAUGACCCUUAUUGUUUGGCACCAUGGCUGCAUAUCCUGUUCAUUUUGGCCAUGCUGAGAUUUUAAGUACUUCUGCUGCACAGCUUCAGAAGAGAUUGACCAGAGAUGGAAACAAUCACAUGCCUUUUUUGCUGUGGGGAAAAUCUCAACCGACUGCUUUUGGGGCAAACAUAGGCGUAGUUUUGGUAUGAUACGAGUAUGGGUAUCAAACAUGCAUUGUCUAGUACUCAAUGGAAGUAACACAAAUCCGGUGGUCUUUACCAAACAGUCUACAUUUGUUUUCUUUGCGCUUAUACACCUGAUCCAAGGAAGCUGAGCCCUUUCUAAGCCGAUACAGGUGUGUGGAAAUGAACAGGGAAAUGAACAA
This is a messenger RNA of Ictalurus furcatus (blue catfish), 5448 nucleotides long. It is a transcript of the gene lypd6, whose product is annotated as LY6/PLAUR domain containing 6. The record is from RefSeq and is a predicted model, not a curated record. Gene Ontology annotation, molecular function: acetylcholine receptor inhibitor activity. The coding region runs from base 213 to 728 and encodes 171 amino acids. NCBI's taxonomy places the organism in Eukaryota, Metazoa, Chordata, Actinopteri, Siluriformes, Ictaluridae. Gene Ontology annotation, biological process: positive regulation of canonical Wnt signaling pathway. The transcript is spliced from 5 exons.